Molecule: messenger RNA, 1456 nt
Organism: Striga asiatica
Lineage: Eukaryota; Viridiplantae; Streptophyta; Magnoliopsida; Lamiales; Orobanchaceae
Source: the annotation of a GenBank genome assembly
UUUACGCCCAAAGAUCCCAACAUUUUGAACACCUCUAAAUGCAGUGUGGUGGUUAAGGGUAGCGCACCCGAAAAACGAUAAUGAAGAGGUUUUUCAAGCCAAUAGAGAAGGAUGGCUCUUCUAAGAAACCUAACCUCUCCUCCUCCUCUUCACCAUUAAACGACUGCCAAAAAAUAACUAAUGAUUCUUCUGUUGCUGCAAGUGAAGAGAACAGCGGCGCCGUAAAAAAGGAGCCUUUGAAAUUCUUGUCGUGGAAUGCUAAUAGUUUACUGCUGAGAAUCAAGAACAACUGGACCGAGUUUUCCAAGUUUGUAGAGAAUCUUGAUCCUGAUGUCAUUGCAUUGCAGGAAGUCAGGAUCCCCGCAGCUGGUGCUAAGGGUGCUUCCAGAAACCCGAGAGAGUUAAAAGAUGAUACGUCCGCCUCCCGUGAGGAGAAGCAGAUUGUCAUGCGAGCAUUAUCAAAUCCACCAUUCAAAAAUUAUAAUGUGUGGUGGUCUCUUUCAGAUUCAAAAUAUGCUGGAACAGCAUUGUUUAUAAAAAAGUGCUUCCAGCCAAUUAAGGUGUCCUUUUCACUGGAUCAAGCAGGUUCAAAGCAUGAAGCAGAUGGCCGGGUUAUUAUUGCUGAGUUUGAAUCAUUCCGUAUAUUGAAUACGUAUGUUCCUAACAACGGAUGGAAAGAGGAGGAAUCCUCAUUUCAGAGGAGAAGAAAGUGGGAUAAAAGGAUGCUGGAAUUUGUUCUCAGAGCUUCUGAUAAGUCCCUUAUCUGGUGUGGCGAUCUUAAUGUGAGUCAUGAAGAUAUUGAUGUAAGUCAUCCAGAAUUCUUCAGCGCUGCCAAGCUUAACGGUUACGUUCCACCCAACAAAGAGGAUUAUGGGCAACCUGGAUUUACAUUGGCUGAGCGGAGGCGUUUUGAGUUGAUCCUAAAAGAGGGAAAACUGGUAGAUGCAUACAGGUACCUGCACAAGGAUAAAGACAUGGAGCGUGGUUUCUCCUGGUCAGGAAAUCCAGUGGGGAAAUACCGUGGGAAAAGGAUGAGAAUCGACUAUUUUGUGGUUUCAAAUGAGUUGCAGGAAAGAAUUGUUUCUUGUGAAAUGCAUGGACAUGGCAUUGAAUUGGAAGGUUUUUUUGGGAGUGACCAUUGCCCAGUGUCUUUGGAGAUUUCUGAUUCGAAGUCCAACUUAUGACAACCCUGUUUUUUAGGCUCAAAAGUUAUAGGUCCAGUUUUAAUUAAUUAUCAUGACCUGCUCACAUUAAUAAGACUUGCUGAGCAGAUUUGGGGGGUGUAUUUUGUAGUUGAAUUAGAUUUGUGGCCAGUUUUUUUUUUUUUCGAAAUUUUGUGGCCAGUUAAUGAUGUCGAGAUUAGUACAUAUAGAUUCAUUCAUAAUUUAAAUAGUUAAUUGAUAAUGAUGUGGAGAUUAGUAUAUUAGUAACACUUUAUAUUUUUAUUCGUUCUGCG